Molecule: messenger RNA, 1603 nt
Organism: Homarus americanus (American lobster)
Lineage: Eukaryota; Metazoa; Arthropoda; Malacostraca; Decapoda; Nephropidae
Product: ubiquinone biosynthesis monooxygenase COQ6, mitochondrial-like
Exons: 11
Coding region: 52-1464 (470 amino acids)
Biological process (GO): ubiquinone biosynthetic process
Cellular component (GO): mitochondrion
Molecular function (GO): 2-octaprenyl-6-methoxyphenol hydroxylase activity; FAD binding; oxidoreductase activity, acting on paired donors, with incorporation or reduction of molecular oxygen, NAD(P)H as one donor, and incorporation of one atom of oxygen
Source: RefSeq, a predicted model, not a curated record
UCCAGGUUACACAAGUCUCAGAUGUAAACAAAGCCUCUGACCACCUCUACCAUGUACCUGUCUUCACGUCUCUCCCCGCUACUGAGGGCUUCCCGGCACCUGGUGAGGCGGGAGGAGCUGAGAGGGAGGUGCAUCACGUGUAAGGAGGAGGAGAAGAGGGAGAAGAGAGGAGAGGUGGAGCACUAUGAUGUGGUCGUCUCUGGGGGAGGGAUGGUCGGCUUGGCUAUGGCUUCCUCAUUAGGCCAGAAUAAGACAUUGAGCGACAGACGGAUCCUGCUCUUGGAAGGAACCCCAAACAAACCCUGGAAGCUACCGGAAGAAUUCACUAACCGCGUGUGUGCUCUGAGCGGCCACACACAGAAACUCUUCCGCAAGUUGGGGAUUUGGGGUCACAUCGAGGGCAUCCGAGCUCAGGCUGUUAGACGGAUGCAGGUGUGGGAGGCGUGUUCCGAGGCGAUGAUUACAUUCGACGAGCACGACCAAUCAGAAGUCCUCGCUCACAUAGUCGAGAAUGACGUCAUCCUCCACGCCCUGAAGGAGCAAGUGCCAGCGCAUGUGGAGGUGGAGUACAACACAAAGGUCAAAUGUUACGACCUACCGUCCGACCUUUCCUCUAGAGUGACCGUCUGUCUCCACGACGGCAGAAAAGUCUCCGCGGAUCUCCUGAUAGGAGCCGAUGGUGCCAAAUCUCUAGUAAGACAGACCAUGGGCUCUCAAUACCUGGGCUGGGAGUACGACCAAAUGGGAAUUGUGGCAACGUUGCAAUUGUCAGAGGCAGUAGACAACACAGUAGCCUGGCAGAGAUUCCUCCCCACUGGCCCCGUCGCUCUGCUGCCACUAUCAAACGACCGUAGUUCCCUCGUUUGGUCGACCACGAAGGAACAAGCUCAGAAACUACACCAGCUUACAGACGAGGAGUUUACUGACGCACUUAAUAGGGCAAUUUGGGAUGAAAGCAGCAGUAAUGAGAUCAUCCGGACGGUUCACGAGCGAUGGAUGACCCUCCUGGAGACCAUCGCCCCUCGUAGCGGUGCCGCCGUCCGCCAGUUACCGCCCAGUGUGUGUGCCAUAGUCCCCGGCACCAGAGGAUCCUUCCCCUUGGGGUUGGGUCAUGCUGUUCACUACGUCGCCCCCAGGGUCGCUCUUAUAGGGGACGCAGCUCACCGCAUACACCCACUGGCUGGUCAGGGCGUCAACCUGGGCUUCGGUGACGUAGCGACUCUCACCGACACCCUACAGAAUGCCGUCCUCAUCGGCGCCGACAUCGGUGACGAGCAAAUCCUUCACCAGUACGAGAGUGAACGUCAGAGACACAACGUGGCGACUUUGGCGACCAUCGACGGCCUCUAUCGCCUCUACAACAGUACCGCUCCUCCUCUAGUCCUCUUGAGAUCCCUGGGGUUGUCUGCUGUAAACAUCAUGGCGCCUCUUAAGAGACAACUAAUGGCUCACGCUGAGGGCUAACAACCUCCGAGAGCUAACGACCUCUGAGGGCUAACGACUCAUAUCCACAAUGGUGACCUCUUAAUUAAAGGUUGUAUUAUGUUGUAUUGUUAUGUACUCCUUGUAUUAUUUGUCUAUGUAAAUAUAGUCUUGAAAUUUG